GGAGACUAUCAUACUCCUUGCCUAAAAUGUCAUUGCUAUUAUAUAGUGUCAGACUGGGAGGCUGUUAUAAGAAUUCAGCUCUGUUCCUUUUUGUGGGGAUUAAACCCAAUAUGUAUUUGUGAAGUUCUAAUGUAUGGAAUAAUUGAAUAUUACAUUUUUGUUUUUAGUUGUUCUGAUAUAGAUGCCUAGAGUCAGUUUACUUCUUGAGUCAGUUAUCAGGUUCUCAAAUAACCAUACAACAAAUAAUUGGGAAAAGCUGGUCCACUUAUACUUGUUUCUGUGCUUCAUGUGUUAUUCCCUUUUUCCAGGCCAUGGCCAUAUACCAUAUUCCAGCGGGGAUUUGAUUUGGUGCUGGGAGAACAACCUUCUGACAAGAUAUUCAGAUUCACCUACACUCUCGGGGAAGGGAUGUGGCUGCCACUGAGCAAAAGCUUUGUGAUCCCACCUGCUGAAUUGGCCAUCAAUCCAUCAGCCAAGUGCAAAACUGAUAUGACAGUGAUGGAGGAUGCUGUAGAGGUCAGGGAGGAACUGAUGACUUCUUCCUCCUUUGAUAACCUGGAGGUUCUCCUAGAUUCUUUUGGCCCAGUACGGGACUGCUCCAAGGAUAAUGGGGGUUGCAGCAAGAAUUUCCGCUGCAUCGCAGAUCGAAAAUUGGACUCCACUGGAUGUAUGUGUCCCCCCGGCCUCAGCCCCAUGAAAGACGGCACAGGCUGCUACGAUCGCCACAUAGGAGUGGACUGUUCAGAUGGGUUCAAUGGUGGUUGCGAGCAACUCUGUCUACAACAUAUGAUGCCAUUACCAGAAGACCCUUCCUUGUACAAUAUACUUAUGUUUUGUGGAUGCAUUGAAGAUUAUAAGCUAGGUAUGGACGGCCGAUCUUGUCAGUUAAUUUCGGAGUCCUGUCCAGGGGGUGCUGACUGCGAAGAAAGCCGAGAGCUGCCCAUGAAUCAAACUCUCUUUGGGGAAAUGUUCUAUGGUUACAACAAUCAAACUCGUGAGUUGGCACCUGGGCAGGUGCUGAAGGGGACAUUCAGGAUGAAUAACUUUGCUCGUGGCUUGGAGCAACAGCUGCCAGAUGGACUAAUGUUGGCCACUGUUCCACUAGAGAAUCAGUGCCAAGAGGAGCUAUCUGAACCUACUCCUGAUCCAGAUUUUCUAACUGGGAUGGUGAAUUUUAGUGAAAUUUCUGGAUAUCCUUUGCUACAACAUUGGAAGGUUCGCUCUGUCAUGUACCAUGUUCGAUUGAACCAAAUGACUACCUCUCAAUCGUUUGGCAAUGCCCUUCAUUCUCUGGAUGGAGCAACGUCUCGGGGAGAUUUUGUGGCUCUGCUGGAUCAUUUUGGCAACCACUAUAUACAGGAAGCUGUCUAUGGAUUUGAGGAAUCCUGCUCUAUCUGGUAUCCCAACAAGCAAGUCCAAAAACAGCUCUGGCUGGAAUAUGAAGAUAUUAGCAAAGGUAACUCCCCGUCAGACGAAUCUGAAGAGCGUGAGCGAGAUCCCAGGGUCCUCACUUUUCCAGAAUACAUUGCCAGUUUGUCAGAAUCCGGGACCAAACGCAUGGCAGCUGGGGUGCGCAUGGAGUGCCAAAGCAGGGGCCGAUGCCCCUCCUCCUGUCCUUUAUGUCAUGUGACCUCUAGCCCAGAUGCCGUGGCUGAACCCAUCCUCUUGGAAGUCACAAAAGCAGCGCCCAUCUAUGAGUUGGUCAUCAACAAUCAGACACAGAAGCUGCUGCAAGAGGCCACCAUGAGUUCCCUGUGGUGCUCAGGCAGUGGAGAUGUCAUUGAGGACUGGUGUCGAUGUGAUUCAAGUGCGUUUGGCGCAGAUGGACUUCCAGCCUGUGCACCACUCCCACACCCUGUGCUGAGACUGUCCACAGUUCAUGAGCCCAGCAGUUCCCUAGUGGUGCUGGAAUGGGAACACUCAGAGCCACCGAUUGGCGUGCAGAUUGUGGAUUACCUCAUCCGCCAGGAGAAGAUCACUGACCGCUUGGACCAUUCGAAGGUGGAAACUGAGACGGUGCUGAGUUUUGUGGAUGACAUAAUCUCUGGAGCCAAAUCACCUUGUGCGAUGCCAGCCCAGGUGCCUGACAAGUUAUCUACAACUAUUUCCUUGAUAAUUCGUUGUCUGGAAUCUGACACUAUGUACAUGUUUACACUUUGGGGUGUAGAUAACACUGGGAGACGCUCCAGGUCAAGUGAUGUGACAGUGAAGACUCCUUGUCCAGUGGUGGAUGAUAUCAAGGCGCAAGGUAACUUUAUGACAAAAAUAGCUGAUAAGAUCUACAACCUCUUUAAUGGCUACACUAGUGGAAAAGAGCAACAAACAGCUUAUAAUACCUUACUGGAUUUGGGCCCCCCAAGUCUUCACCGGGUCCUCUAUCACUACAAUCAGCACUAUGAAAGCUUUGGGGAGUUCACUUGGCGCUGUGAGGAUGAAUUAGGACCUCGAAAAGCUGGUCUUAUCCUUUCCCAGCUUGGGGAUCUAAGUAGCUGGUGCCACAGUCUUUUACAAGAGCCCAAAAUCAGUCUUCAGCGUACAACGCUCAAAUUCCUUGCCUGCCGCUACAGUGAGAUCAAGCCAUAUGGAUUCAGUUGGCCGGAGCUGAGUCGUGACCUAAAGAAAACAUGCCUCCUGGUCCACAAGAAGGACUCCGCUGCCUGUGAGCCUCCGGUUUGCCGUUGCUGUCUCUCCGCCACCUGUAGGGCUCCUGGCUCACUGUUGCUGCUUCUCUGCCACCUGCGGGCCUACGGCUCGCCUAUGCUGUCUCUCCGCCUGUAUGCCUUCAGGCACACCACUGCUGCUUCUCUGCCACCUGCGGGUCUCCCGGGUUGCUUCUCUGCUGCCUGCGGGCCUCCUGGGUUGCCUUUGCUGUCUCUCCACCACCUGUAGACCUCCUGGGUUGCCGCUACCGCCGCCCACCACUUACAGGCCUCUCGGUUCACCUCUGCUGCUUCUCAGCCACCUGUGGGCCUCCUGGGUUGCCGCUGCCGCCGCCCGUCAUCUCUAUGCUGCCCCCAGCAGCCUCACCGGUAGCUUGCAUUGCCUCCGGCCGCCUCCUUUUCACUUUCCCCAGCUGUCUCACCGGUCCUGUGCUUCACUGGGCCUUUCAGUUAGGCCUCCAUUGGUCUAGAGGUUUUCCGGUGUCCUCUUUAUUAUCCUGCAUGGCCGCUCUGUCGGAUGGGGGGGGGCGCUCCGGUUCCAGUUCGCUAUUCUCUCUCUCUCUCUCUCUUUUCCUUCCCUGCAUUGAGCUGCUUAGCUGUGCUCCGGAGCUGGCUCUCAUUCUCUGCUGCCAGCUGCCUCCACACGUAGCCAUUCGUUUGCUGUGCUCCUAUUUGCUGGUGUUUUCCUCUUUGCUCUAAUUUCUUCUUUUCCUUUGUCCUUUCUAUCUUCCUUAUCUAGCUUUCUGGUUCUUUUUCCUCCCUUUUCUUCAGUCUCUCCUAGUACUUUCUUACUUAGUUGGUUGCUUCUCUCUCUUGAUCUAAUGCUGCUUCCUACGCUGCCGCCAUCUUGAAAUCAAAAAUUUUGAAUUCAGAAUAUUCUAAACAAAAAUCUGCAUUUUAUUUAACAAGAAUUUGACAGUAUUUUUAACUAAAACAAAAAUUCAGUCAUGCUUUUUCACAAUUUUGAUCCAUUGUACCCUAGUGAUAGUUUUGUUUUUGUUUUUUGCUUCAAAUUGCUCCAAGUCAAAACUAUUAUGUUCAGUCAUUCUCUGAACAAGGGAUCUCUGGCUGAGGAAAAAGGUCUAAGAAAGGACCAGUGCUAUCUCAAACUAUUUUUCCAAUUGACAGAUGUGAGCUUUACCAGCUUCGAUAUGGUACUAUUCAUUGGAAUAAUAUCCCUUAAUUUGGGUAUAAAAGAAGAAAGCAAAAGCUACCUAAACUCAUUGAUAUCUAAGAGCAUUUCAGGAAUCUUCCUGAUUCUUGAAACUUUUGGACAAGAAGAUUUUGUUCCAACUAUUAAUGUACUUAUAUUUACUGUGUUGUGAAAUAAAAGGGACAUUUAGGAUACUGACCUACAAAUGUAGAAGUUCAUAAGAUUGUUGUUAUUAAGCCAAUUUUAAAAACCCUUCAUUUGGCUAUAUUUUUAUUAUUUUAGGAUGAAAGAAUGAAAUCAAAUCAAAUUUUUCCUAUUAUCCUUUCGAAGAUUUUAUACUGUGUAUUAGCUUAGUUAUCUUUUACUUGUUGUGCAGUUAAUAUGAUCAGUUUCAUGCCUUCCCAAAAUUCAGUAUGAUUCUCACUUUUUUGCUGCUUGAAUUCUAACUCAAAAGUUUUGCUACUCUCUGUAAAGAGUGCAGUUGGCAGAAGUGUUUUGAAACAGCAGUGUUAUUGUUAUUCUUAAAAAGAUUUCAAAGCAAUCAUUAUUACACCUGUAAAAUUCAGAUGAACUGAACAUCUAACUGAAUAUUAAAUGGCACUGUUAGUAAUUUGUGAGAUUGAGGAAUUACAAUGUCUGUUUAUUUUUCUCACCAACUGAUGUCAUCUCCACCCACUCCCAAAAUUGUGGUUAUUUUUGCUUUCAAGCUCUGAAACCUCAUCUGAGCUUGCAUAGAAAAGUCUUUACAUUUUUAUAUAGAUCGGUUAUUAGAAACAAAGGUGCAUUUAGCCGUUUGAAAUAAUUCUCCAGUUCCAAAACAGUUUGAGCUGUUGGGGGGAAUUUUAUAUGGGUCAAAUUCAACCUCCACCCUGAUUUUGCAAUGGUAUCCUAUACUCUAGCAUUACUGAAAUCUACUUUUUCAAAAUCUGAGUUAAAAGUUUGUGCUUAAAUUUGGCUCCCUUAAAAUCAAGAAUUUUAGCAUUACAUGGUCUCUUUCCCCCAGAGUUACUGUUAUUUCACCUCCUCAUGUCUUCCCUAUUGAUUAGUAUCAAAUCAAGGAUAGCUGAUCUUCUUCAGUCCUUUAUCUUUAUAUAUCAGAAAUGUUCUGAAAAGAUCCUGUUUGGCAAAGACGGAAUCUUAACAAUUGUUAGUGUUUAAAUUACUAUACCUUCAUGCCUCUUGAAAUACUUUUUGGAAAGCAUCUACAUUGCCUCUUUAAUUGGAGGCGCCACAAUGCUGCUUUUAUUUGGUCCUAAAGUAACUUUAAUGCUAAUGCUCUCUGCAGCAUUGCCUAGUUAAUUAAUUUUGGUUUUCUGAGCAGGAGUAAACAGUUUUAAGCCAUAGUGUAAUUUUCUCCUUUCUCUUGCUUCUAUAUCUUUUAACUGUUAUAUUCAAGCAUUGGAAUCAUAUCCAUUAUACUUAUUUGCCAUUCUGUACUUAGAUAUUAAGUGUAUCUUAUUCCCAAACUCUGAAGAGCAUUAUGUAGACAAUGAAGACUAUGUACUUAAUGAACCAAUGUAUUUUCUGGUUGGUUUGUUUGCUUUUGAGUGGUUUAAGAAGCUCCAUUUCAGCAACCAUCUCAUUUUCUAUAGUACACAAGUGAAUCUUACUAUCACGCAUUGAGUUUGAUCCUCUAUUUGUCUGUCCUCCUUCAGGAUGGUUAUUUCCACUAUCCAGCUUUAAGCUUAUCAACAGCAAAGGUCACUUGCUGCUUUAUGCUUUAACACUUUCUUCAAAAACUGCUAUAAUUUAGCAUUUGCUGCAAAUAUAUGUCAGGUUUUCAGGCAAGAAAACGAACAUUAUGAUUGCAGAUUCUGCUCCAUUCAUCUUCACCUUUUCUUUUUAGAGCACCAAAGAAGGCUUUUCUUCAUUCUUGUUUAUUUCACAAGUUUUUAUCUUAGCCAAAAUCAACUAUUGAUAUAAGGGGGGAAAUUGUUAAAGAACCUCCCCUUCAACUCCCCUGCCAAAAUUCUGUUAUUUCAAACUCUGUGAAGUUCCUCCUUGAAAGCAAACUGCUUUAUAUUUUACAAGUUCUGCAUGGUCAGCAGAAAGCAAUCAGCCCUUCAUUCUCAGUGGGCUAUCAGCAGCUCCCCAGACAGACACAUUGUAAUAAGAAGCUUUUCGAGAUAUUAUUUUUCACGGCUCAGUGCACAGUCCAUCAGAACAUACAGCUCCUCUGAUCAAGCUUCUCUUUUCCUCUGGGCAAUGUUAUGAGAAUUGUCAUAGUGGUGGCCUGAAAGGACUGCAAUAAACAGUGAUAAUGCCUUUACACAGAAGAGGACACACUUAGGAUCAAAGAACCUCUAAGCUCUAAAACAUUGGGAAGAUGCCAAUGCAUGAAAUGCCGGCACAAAUUACCAUUUGGAGAAUCAGGUACAGAUGUCUCUUUCAGCUUUGGUAAAAACUCUAGAAAGGUGAACCUGACUGCAUAGGACAUAAAUAGGUUUACAAUGUGAUGCUUUCAGAAAUAUAACUAGCAAGAUUAAUUACCUCAAUAUGCUAUGAUCUUUGAAAUAAGUAGGCAUCAAGCAGCCUCCUCUAUUAUAUAUGUACAACCAACACAAGAACCUAAGUACACAUCUAAAUUACAAUUGACAGGUAAGGGUAAGGGAAAAUCUCAAUUUCAGGUCUUUUAGGCCUGAAUUGCUGUUAAGUAUUAAGACUAAACACCCUUAACAAUAUUUCUACAAUCUUAAUGGGCUAUAACUCAUAGCACUGACUUUAUCAGAAUUGUAAUGUUAACAAGGUAGUAUCCUGUAGCUUUUAAUUAGUCCAAGAUAUUGGUAGAUCUCCAGGUUGGAGGGCCUGCUACUGCAAGUCCAUGCUGCAAUUUGCAUUCUACCACUCCCAGCUGCUACAACAAUUUGCAUUCUACCACUCCCAGCUGCUACAACAUAACACAGGGCAGAUUAUCCACAUAAAUUCAUGGUAUAGUACAUUGUAGAGUAAAUGUGCACUUUAGAAAGACAUUCCUAUUACUGCAGAAGGCAAAUUGUAAAAAAAAAACAUGAAUAGAGAAGGAUUCUGGCUAAAUCCUCUGUUUCCCCAGUGAUCCAAACAAAAAUAGCACCUCUUGAUAGCAAGUGUAACAUUGGGCCUGUUUCUGACAACUAUUUAAUACUGCUCCAUUUCCAGCAAAAUUAUUUAUUUGUUAUUAAGUAUUAAAGUGAACAAAA
This is a messenger RNA of Crotalus tigris (Tiger rattlesnake), 6989 nucleotides long. It is a transcript of the gene ASTN1, whose product is annotated as astrotactin 1. The record is from RefSeq and is a predicted model, not a curated record. NCBI's taxonomy places the organism in Eukaryota, Metazoa, Chordata, Lepidosauria, Squamata, Viperidae. The coding region runs from base 409 to 2889 and encodes 826 amino acids. The transcript is spliced from 16 exons. Gene Ontology annotation, biological process: neuron cell-cell adhesion; neuron migration. Gene Ontology annotation, molecular function: protein binding.